AUGGGCCGGAGACCUGCCAGAUGUUAUCGAUAUUGCAAAAAUAAACCUUAUCCUAAGUCAAGAUUUUGUCGUGGUGUCCCAGACCCAAAGAUUCGAAUCUUUGAUCUGGGUAAGAAAAAAGCAGACGUUGAAGAAUUUCCUCUAUGUGUUCAUAUGAUAUCAGAUGAAUACGAACAGCUGUCCAGUGAAGCAUUAGAAGCUGCUCGUAUUUGUGCAAACAAGUAUCUGUUGAAGCAUUGUGGGAAAGAUUCAUUCCAUGGCCGGAUACGCGUUCAUCCAUUUCAUGUGAUCCGCAUCAAUAAAAUGCUUUCGUGUGCUGGGGCUGAUCGUUUGCAAACUGGUAUGAGAGGUGCAUUCGGAAAGCCCCAGGGGACAGUUGCACGCGUUGAUAUUGGACAAGUUAUAAUGUCAGUUCGUGCUCGUGAUCAACAUCAAGCUCAAGUUGUUGAAGCUCUCAGACGUGCCAAAAUGAAAUUCCCAGGUCGGCAGAAAAUAGCCGUGUCACGUAACUGGGGUUUCACAAAAUGGCCUAGAACUAGUUUUAACGAAAUGCGUGCCAAAGGACAACUAGUUUCGGACGGUGUUGGUGUGAAGUAUCUUCCUCCUCAUGGCCCCUUAGAACAAUGGAAACAAACACAGGCACGUCUAGCUGGAAUCACUGUAUAA
Schistosoma margrebowiei is the source of this 666-nucleotide messenger RNA. The record is from the annotation of a GenBank genome assembly. NCBI's taxonomy places the organism in Eukaryota, Metazoa, Platyhelminthes, Trematoda, Strigeidida, Schistosomatidae.